This is a messenger RNA of Ananas comosus (pineapple), 801 nucleotides long. RefSeq lists its product as uncharacterized. The record is from RefSeq and is a predicted model, not a curated record. Lineage: Eukaryota; Viridiplantae; Streptophyta; Magnoliopsida; Poales; Bromeliaceae. The transcript is spliced from 2 exons. Bases 258 to 611 code for a protein of 117 amino acids.
AUUGCACCCGAAUCAGGUAAACUUAAUCCCGUCCAAAACUUUUGUUAGAGGCGAAAAGAGUCGAAGGGGGAAAAGAAUAGAUUCUCGCGAGAGUUGGUGUUAAACCCGAUCUCGAGAGGUUGGCCAUCGGAGCGAAAAGUCUCAGCUCUCAAAUCUGAAAAAGAUCGCCGGAAAACCCUGGAGAUCUCCUCCAUUAGAAACCGCUCAGAAUCUGAGCGGAGGAGGGAGAAGAGGGGAGGGUGAAUUGAUGUGGUGCGAUGUCGCUGCGGAUAAAGUCGGUGGUGGAUAGGUUCGUGAAGGAGCUGCAGGAGGCGCUGGACGCCGACAUCCAGGACCGCAUCAUGAAGGAGCGCGAGAUGCAGAGCUACAUCCAGGAGCGCGAGCGCGAGGUCGCCGAGCGCGAGGCCGCUUGGAAGGCCGAGCUCUCCCGUCGCGAGGCUGAGAUCGCGCGACAAGAGGCAAGGCUAAAGAUGGAGAGGGAGAACUUAGAGAAGGAGAAGAGUGUCCUUAUGGGCACCGCAUUGAGCCAGGACAACCAGGAUGGAGCUCUCGAGAUAACCGUCGGUGGUGAGAAGUACCGAUGCCUGCGGUUUUCAAAGGCGAAGAAAUGACGUUCCCAAGUCCGAACAGGUAUUAGUUGGAGAGAGGGAAUCAAAGUUUCUGACUUGUAAUUUUUGAUAAAGAUGCGUAGCGACUGCUCAACUACAAAUCAUCACAUUUUUUAUGUCUAAUACCUUCUCAGUUUGUAACUUAUUUUUAUCUGGAUCGUUUCUGUCAAUCAAACUAAUGAUUAUUUUAAAA